AUGGCUACAUCAAAAGCAUGGCUACAUAUCGGACUCGCUGUCCGCAUGGCACAAACUUUGCGAAUGCGAAAUGAAUACAGUGGACGGCAUAUACCACGCAAACGCGAGAUCCGGAGACGAACAUUCUGGGCAUGCGUCAUUUUUGAUCGCCUUGUUGCGUACUGCACGUUCCGAACCCAAACCAUUGACUUGGCACUAGUCGGGCUACAUCUCCCCUGCAGUGAUAUCGCCUUUGCCUUUGGACACGACUCCCCAGGCCCAAAGAUGCAUGAGCUCGGAACCCGGCCUCAUCAAGAUGAUGGAAAGUCAACUCUUUCAUAUUUUGUCAAAACAUUCAUUCUCUGGUCCCCCAUUGCACAGGCGUAUGUCGACGGAGGUCGCCGAGUUUCGCCAUCCUCUCUUUACGAUCUUUCAAGUAGACACUGGCAGAACCUGGCAGUUAUCAAAAAUUGGCUGGAGUGCUUGCCGGAGGAUUUACAUUGGUCUGAAAAUAACUUGAGAGCACACCUGUCUCUUGGACAGCUGUCGCAUUUCACGAGCGUUCACCUCCUCAUUCAGCACGCCUUGUUCUUGGCACAUCAUGAGCAUCUUCCGCAGCUCGAAGAUUUACCUUCUGACAUUUCAAGUACUGCGCUAGCGUCCGAUGUAACCAAUCCAGACACAAUCACGACUUGUAUGACUGGCGCCAACUGCGUCAUUAAUAUGCUACAACUCAUCGAUGCCGUUGUUCCAGGUUUCAGAAGCACACCGCCAGGUAUUUGCAGUAUAAUACCAGUAGUGACCACCGCGAGUGUGUUGCUAUGGUUUCAAUAUGUGAGCCCGCUUGUGGAUAGCCUAGUGCAGUCCUCGCAAAGCGAUAUUCACCGGGCCAGAUCAGAUGUUGAUUAUUUACUGUCACUGUUAGACGGCUGGUCCAAAACUUGGGUUUUGGCAAAAGCGUUUGCAAGUUCGAUACGGCUUUUGGACGAUUUUUAUCAGUCAAAAUAUGGCCGUGCGAUACGUGACCCUACGGUAAUCGACAUAAAUACAACGCACUGUCAGUCAUUGAAAGAGCAAGGAAACGGUACGGAGUCAGUGGUAGCAUCUCCAACCCCGCUAUGUGAUGGCGACGGAUUCCCAGAAAUUACAGGCAUCCCCAGGGAACCUACUAUAAAGUUCGACUCAUUACUGGUUUAG
Molecule: messenger RNA, 1176 nt
Organism: Penicillium cosmopolitanum
Lineage: Eukaryota; Fungi; Ascomycota; Eurotiomycetes; Eurotiales; Aspergillaceae
Product: fungal specific transcription factor domain-containing protein
Exons: 1
Coding region: 1-1176 (391 amino acids)
Biological process (GO): DNA-templated transcription
Cellular component (GO): nucleus
Molecular function (GO): zinc ion binding; DNA binding
Source: RefSeq, a predicted model, not a curated record